AUGCAAUCUCGCUGGGUGCUUCCUGGCCGUGCUUCCGCCGUGCAACCAUCGUCUUCAACCUCUGGAGAUGCUCCUCCUCGUCCCCCUGACCCUCCUGAUCCAAACUCUCCCCUCUCUCCUCUCCUCUUCCCACCUUUAGCCGCUUCCCCACCUCCUUCCCGCUCUGAACUCCGCAGAUCUCACCUUACUUCUUCACCAGUUGAUACUGUUAUGGCUUCAGCUUUGGGUUCCCCCCCAGCUUCAGUCAUCUCUACUACUACUACUCAGUUUGGCUCCCUUGCCGAAAUUGAAUCUACCCUUACUGUUCCUUUAGCUACAGGAAACCCUAACUCUCUUCCCAUUAUCUCAACUUCCAGCUCUCUCAACACUCUGAACCACUCUUCUCCUACACCAACUGACCAAAACUCCCGCUUUAAAACCAUUCCACCAAACCAAAACUCUCCUUUACUUUCAAACCCUGCUGCAAACAACCCUAAUCCGCCUCUACCCAUCAAUCCUCAAUCUCCCAUUCCUGUCUCUGCUCCUACUAUUCCACAGCCCCCCUUGGUCCAAACCCACCAGUUUCCUCCAUCCUCGACCCAACCCCUUCAGAACCAUCCAUCUACGCUAGCUGAGACACUUCGCUUGAGAGGUGAUAAGUCCCUUCAAAGAGAGGCUCCUGUGAUGUUUUCUGAUACAGGUCGACCUCGUGUGCUCAUACCGGAUGCUGUCUUUGAGAAAGGUGCUGAGCUCCACAAAGACUUCAUUGUGUGCUACUUUAAUGGUCGCCCUCCUCCGUUCAAGCACAUCCAAAGUGUCCUGAGUCACAUGUGGGCCAAAGGAAGGAGGCUUGAGAUGCAUAAUAACCCCCUGCAGCGCUCUGUUCUUGUUAGAAUUCCUAGUGAAUUUCUUAGACAGAAAAUUUUGGAUAAAAAUAUCUGGUAUGUAGGUGAUUCGAUGUUCCAUACCGCUCAAUGGACGUCGAUUCACUCCUCUGCUACCCCUCCUCUUAGCUCAAUAAAGAUUUGGGCUCACCUCACUGGUGUUCCCUUGGACCUGCGUUACAACAAAGGCCUUGGGUUGGUUGCUGGUUUGAUAGGUGAUCCUAAAGAGACUGAUGAUUUCACGCUCAAUCUAGUAAGCUUGACCUUGUCUCACGUCAAAGUGGAAGUGGAUCUUACCAAGCCAUUGCCAAAUGUGGUCGAGUUUGAAAGACAAAGCGGUGAAGUGGUAGAGGUCCAAGUUGAUUAUCCAUGGCUGCCUCCCAAGUGCUCUCAUUGUCAGGAGCUUGGACAUGUCAUUCGAAACUGCUUACUCUACACGCCACCAAAAGAUACACCGCCAAUGGAGAAAGUUCCUGUGGAGAAGCAAAAACAAAAAACUUCAGAAAAUCCGAAAAAACAUUCAGCAAAAUCUACAACUGGAAAGCAGUAUGUUCCGAAGAAAACAAUUCCUCCUAAGACGCCUGAAAAGACUUUGGCUCAAUCUGCUUCCCUCCCCACUAGUCCUACUGCCUUUAAAACGCCCUCUUUCACCCCUCCCUCUGCUCUAAAACACCCCCUACCCUCCACUGAAAGUCCUUCUGACAAACCACAUAAACCAUCCCUUAAACGUACCCGUUCUUCUCCGACUUUCUCCCCCCCUGAACCACCAAAAAUUUCAUACCAAUCCUCUAAACCUUCUCUUUCUCUUCCUUUUCCAGAGGUUGGCUUCUGGAGAAACCCCUUUUUCUUCCUAAUGAGUGCAAAACUCUUUUUUUGGAACCUUCGCGGUUUAAAUGAAUCGGAUAAACAUCGGACUUUUUCGGAUUGGCUCUAUAGCCAUAGACCUAUUUUUGGUGCUCUAUUAGAAACACAUAUAAAAGAACUAUCUCUACCCCGCUUGAUGUCUACCCUGUGCAGAGACUGGCACUAUCUAUCUAAUCACCUCUCUGAUGAGGAUGGCAGAAUUGUGCUUAUUUGGAAGGACCCGGCUAAAGUAACUAUGAUCUCUCAGUCAAGACAAAUGGUCACCUGUGAAGUUCGGUUGCCUAAUUGCUCUCCUAUCAUCUAUUCUGCUAUCUAUGCAUCAAAUCUUUUGGAGGAAAGAACUGACCUUUGGGUUGAGUUGUUGAACUUGCAUUCCACUCAUGGGUUAGACUCUAGACCCUGGAUGAUAGGAGGUGACUUCAAUCAGAUACUUCACUCUCAUGAACACUCCAGCUUCUCUCACAGUAGGCACGCUUCUCCUAUGUUCCAAUUUCGUGACUGUCUACUGCAGCUAGGAGUGUUCGAUCUGCGCUACUAUGGACCUGUGCAUACAUGGACAAAUAAACGUGAUGUCACACCUGUUGCAAAGAAGCUUGAUCGAUGCUUAAUCAACAACGAGUGUCUUACUGUUUUUCCGAAUGCGACUGCGACUUUCCUCCCUCCUGCUCCCUCUGACCACACACCUUGCUUAACUGACCUAGCCUUCCAACUCCCUCAAGCCGGUACCCCUCCCUUCCGAUUCUUUAACUACUUGACCAAACACCCGAGCUUCCUAGAGGUACAGGCCCUUAAUGAUCCAACUCCAGAAACAUUUGCAGCGGAACGUGAUCAGAAUCUGCAAUGGCAGUUUCUGCGACAGAUAGAAGAAUGUUACUUUAUGCAAAAGUCGAGAAUAACGUGGCUGAGGGAAGGAGACUUUAACACUACCUACUUCCACCGGGUUUGUCAAGUAAGAGCUAGCUUCAAUGCAAUCCGCUCGUUCCUCCUAGCUUCGGGUGUUGUGAUCACUGAUCCCCUGGCGAUGAGCGCUCAUGCAAUUUCACACUUCCAGGCAGUACUCGGUCCUGAAACUCUCCAAACGCUAUGGUUCUCUCCGUCUGCUUGGUUCCAUAGCCUUACAUCCAUCACCUGUACUCACCAACAAAGGAGCUCUAUACUAUUAAUGCCAACCGUUGAGGAAAUCACCAAGCUAAUGUUUUCUCUUAAUCCUAACAAAGCUCCAGGGCCAGAUGGACUCACCUCGGGUUUCUUUAAAGCUUCCUGGUCACUGCUGGGAGUAGAGUGCGUCACCUCUAUCCAAACGUUCUUCAACUCAGGUUUCCUGCCCAAAGCAACAAACUCAACAAUAUUGUCUUUGGUCCCAAAGUUCACUGGUGCUUCUAAAGUAUCAGACUACCGGCCUAUCUCAUGUCUAAAUACGCUGUAUAAAGUAAUCUCAAGACUAUUAGUGAGACGUCUUAAGCCUAUACUUCAGAACCUGAUCUUGCCUAAUCAAACUGCUUUUGUGGAAGGGAGAUUACUUGUAGAGAAUACGGUGUUGGCGAGUGAACUAGUCAAUGGCUACCACAAGAACAGAGGGAGUAAGAGGAUUACCAUAAAGGUGGAUAUCGCAAAGGCCUUCGACACUCUGUCGUGGGAUUUCCUCUUUGCGGCGUUGGAAAGCUUGGAGCUUCCUGCUCCUUUUGUCAGGCUUCUGAGAGCGUGUAUCUGCACACCAUCGUUCAUGGUCGGUUAUAAUGGGACAGUAAGCGGUUAUUUUAAAGGGAAAAGAGGUUUGAGGCAAGGAGACCCUCUCUCUCCUUACCUCUUUGUGAUUGCAAUGAACUAUCUAUCUCUAAUGUUAGACAAAGAAGCAAGGUCUGGUUACUUAUCUUAUCAUCACCAGUGUCACAAGACAAGGCUGACCCAUCUCUCCUUCGCUGAUGAUCUACUGAUCUUUAUUGAUGGAUCCUUGGAGUCAGUUCAGAGAGUCCUCCAGAUACUGCAUGAGUUUGAAAAGAGGUCUGGGUUAGCUGUUAGCUUACAAAAAUCCAGUUUCUUUGCCUCGGGAGUAUCGGAACAAGAAAUUCAAGCCAUACAAGUUUCUACUGGCAUGCCUUGUGGAAGCUUACCUAUGCGCUAUCUUGGAGUCCCGUUGUGCACUAAGAAACUCAAUCUAGAGAACUGUCAACCCCUACUUCAGCAGAUAAAACAGCGGCUCUCAUCUUGGUCUGCCAAGGCACUUUCCUUUGCAGGGAGACUCCUUCUUAUCAAAACGGUGAUUGCAGGUGUCUCUACCUUCUGGUGCUCCACCUUUAUCCUGCCAAAAGCAUGCAUAAAUAAGAUUAACUCUCUUUGUGGAGUUUUUCUAUGGAAUGGUAACAUUGAUGGUCAUCACACUGCUAGAGUAAGCUGGGAAACAGUGACACUUACUAAGGAUCAAGGUGGGCUAGGUGUUAAGGAUCUGCACAAAUGGAACCUUGCGUGCUUGCUAAAACUUGUCUGGAUGCUCUUCUUCCGUCCUAAAUCUGUUUGGGUCUGCUGGUUCAAAGAGGUAAUUUUACGAGGUGAUGUUUCAAAUUACUGGACAGUCAAGACGAGUACUAAUUACUCUUGGUUAGUCAAUAAGAUGAUAAAGGUUAGAGAUCAAGUAUACCCGUUGCUUCAUCGUCGUUUAGGGAAUGGAGAGACAACCCGUUUUUGGUUUGACAACUGGUCACCUUUGGGUCACCUCUACACACUUCUAAAUGCUAGCUCUUCUCGUCUGGGAAUACCAAGGUCAGCAACGGUGGCAUCUCUAUUCACUAAUGGUCACUGGUCUCUCCCGCCUGCAAGAACAGAAAAUCAGUUGGCUCUUCAGGUUCAUUUGACUACAGUCACGUUAUCGGAAGAGGCAGAUUACUAUGAAUGGAUGAUAGAGGGUAAACUGAGAAACAGAUACAACAUGGGCGAAGUCUACACUUAUCUCAAAGGUCCCCAACAAACGGUUACGUGGGCUAAGAUCGUUUGGUUCUCCUAUGGGAUUCCUCGUCAUAACUUCCUCACUUGGUUGGUGUUAUUGGAUCGGUGCCCUACAAAAGACAGAUUAAUCAGAUGGGGAAUGAAUGUCACCCCUCUCUGCUUACUCUGUAAUACUAGCCAUGAGAAUAGAAAUCACCUUUUCUUUGACUGUGUCUACAGCGCCACUAUUUGGAGACAGACGAUGGAUCGUUGUGGAUUCCAUACAUCUACUUCUUGGGACUGCAUCGUGACUCAACUUCAAGCUCUGCAGGUGAACCGUGACUCAAAGCGCCUGACACUAAUAGCUAUGCAAGCCUGUAUCUACUGGAUUUGGUCUGAGCGCAACAAAAGACUCCAUCACCAAGUUUUCAGACCACCGGAGGUUCUCUUCUCCCUGAUCGACAAGCAGGUGAGGAACCGAUUGCAGAGUAUCCGACAUGCAAACCCGAGGGCAUCAUCAGCGAUGUCUCAACUCUGGUUCCUCCGAUCAUGA
This is a messenger RNA of Raphanus sativus (radish), 5199 nucleotides long. RefSeq lists its product as uncharacterized. The record is from RefSeq and is a predicted model, not a curated record. Gene Ontology annotation, molecular function: catalytic activity. Lineage: Eukaryota; Viridiplantae; Streptophyta; Magnoliopsida; Brassicales; Brassicaceae. The transcript has 3 exons. Bases 1 to 5199 code for a protein of 1732 amino acids.